Phytophthora sojae is the source of this 667-nucleotide messenger RNA. RefSeq lists its product as hypothetical. Lineage: Eukaryota; Oomycota; Peronosporomycetes; Peronosporales; Peronosporaceae. The record is from RefSeq and is a predicted model, not a curated record. Bases 271 to 621 code for a protein of 116 amino acids. The transcript is spliced from 3 exons.
GUGUUCAAGGUGGAGCUUUGCCUAGGAGACUUGACGUGGCGAAUCGCCAGAAGAUAUCGGGAGUUUGCAGAACUGCACGCUCGUUUGAAACUGGUGGUACAGGAGUCUACCCUUCCUGUACUGCCACCUACAAAAUGGUAAGCCGAAUGGUGCUCGGACCAAAGUUCUACCUCGUAACAAUACUCACGUUCUUGUAGGUUCGCAGCUACAGAGCACAGCUUCCUUGCUCAGCGACAGUGGCUGCUUGAAAACUACCUCAAAGGGGUCUUUAUGGUUGACGAGCUCCAGGAUUCGGUUCCGCUUCUUGUAUUUCUCGGAGUGCUCUCGGCUUCCUACGUCGAUCACGUGGCUUUGAGACGACAUCGACGGCAGAUCCUUCACCUCCAAGUGCUCGAAUACUACACACGGCCAGGGGAUUUGAUCCUAUUCAAUGGCCGAGCUAAAGUGAGCGCACUUCAGCGAUCUUUAACGAGAGCAGAAUGGGACCAUGUCGGCAUCGUCGUUCCCUCUCGUGAGGAUGGCCAACUCCAGUUACUCGAAGCGACUGGCGACGGUGUUACCCUUUGCCCCCUGGUGUGUUCGUUCAGCUUACGUUUGUUCGGAUGCUUAUAUUCCAGUUAAUGUUGGUCAUUCAUCUUUGUUUCUUCCUGCAGACCUCACGACUGCU